This is a messenger RNA of Aplysia californica (California sea hare), 1285 nucleotides long. Its product is annotated as delta-type opioid receptor. NCBI's taxonomy places the organism in Eukaryota, Metazoa, Mollusca, Gastropoda, Aplysiida, Aplysiidae. Gene Ontology annotation, molecular function: G protein-coupled receptor activity. Gene Ontology annotation, cellular component: plasma membrane. The record is from RefSeq and is a predicted model, not a curated record. Gene Ontology annotation, biological process: G protein-coupled receptor signaling pathway.
GGUCCAGGUCACAGCAGCAGACGUGAGAGCACUCACUGCCCGGUAAGUGGGCGGUCGAGUUACCGGUACAUAUGAUCAGCCACCGUCUAUUCGAUUAUUUAUUUUCGAUUUGGCCAACGCUGGAUUCAUUGUUCUCUUGCAUGAAUUGACCUGAUCAUAGGGUGAAAGCCAAAGCAACAUCAAAUUGGCGAAGAGAACAGUUUGCUAAUCAUAAUUUUGUGUUAAAAAUUCAAAGCAGGAAAGAGAGGGUGUAUAUAUAACAAUAUAUUUUAUUUUCUUGUGUUUAUUUGUUUCAUCGUACGUGUGUUUUUGGCGUUGCUCCUGGGUUCUUGCGAUUGCCAAAGGUUUAAUCAAUUCUUAAAUAAACUUUUCUUUUUAUUGUUAUUCCCUACGCAGUAAGAACACAAGAAGCAAUCUUAUUAUUCGUAUUAAAUUUCCUAACGAAGUUUAACUCUGUUCGUACAUGAUCAAAAUAAUAAUGUUGUAGCGUACAGACAUACUUUGUUUUGUUGAUGGGUGAAGACAGAGUUAAUCUCUGAACGAUUUUAACUUUCAAAGCACGGCUCCAUUGUUCUGCCCCAGACAGGUUUUUAUCUACGAGAACGAUCAUAUCAAAUGUACAGUGAGCAAUACAUUCAGAAUAUUUAAGGAGAAGGCUAUGUUAUGCUGUAAGCAAGACAUGAUUUAGUCGGUGAUGAACUUAACAAAUCAAAGAAAAACCAAGCCGUUGAUGAGAAGAAUUUCCUAAAAGAGUAUUUGAUUUCCCCUGAAGUGCGUGGUGGCUGUUCUGGAGUUAUUUUGAUGUGAGGAGGAUACAUUCCAGGCACAGACAAAGGAAGCUGCAUCAGAGAAAGAGCAUCAUGUCUAUAAAUGACGUGUACCUACCAAACCCUCUGCCUGUUCUGCUGAUGGCGCCCAUAAAUAUGACGUCACCGAUGCUCAAUUCGACAAUGACGCCAAUGGUAGCAGACGACAACAGAACGUUGAACAUCACGGAAGACUAUGUCUACAUGAACCAGAACUUUCACAACGUAGCCAUUAUAGCAGCAAGGUACGUCCAACCGGCUGUGUGUGUCUUCGGUAUUCUAGGCAACUUGGUGUCCUUCGGCGUGUUCAUGACCCGGAAGAUGCGCACAGUGAGCACAAACGUGUACCUGUCUGCGCUGGCUGCCAGCAACUUUUUAUUUUUAGUGUCGCUCAUGCUCACCUCUGACACAAUCGGAAUACAGGUGGUCCACAUUAACGGUAUCUGCCAGUUCACAAUCUACGUCAGUUAUUGCUGCAG